AUGGAUUAUUCUCAGAAGAAUCCAUCGUAUAACCCAUCGUACAAUCCAUCGCGGUUGCAGAGGUUACGGAGACCAGGAAAGUUAAUCACAGCAACCGGUAUAGUUUUAGGGUUUGGAAUCAUUCUUACGAUUUUGAACAUCUAUGAGCUGCACAAGAUAAAGGAGGACCAUAUGUUACACAUUCAGCCUGCUACUGAGGCCAAAACAGGAACAUUUGGAUCCAAACAACCUGUUGUUUGGGUGGAUGGCAAACAUCUUGGGACGGGCUACUUGAAGCAUGUGUUUGCCGUAUUUGACAGAAUUGGGUAUGCUGUUGGUGACAGUGAGUCUAAGUGGGAUGUCCUCUGGUCACAUGAAUAUCCAUUUGAAACAUUGUCCAAGAAGUUGGCAGAUCUUAAACCUCACCAAAGGGUGAACCAUUUCCCAGGAACAGGCUACAUCACGAAUAAAGUCAGUCUGGCUACCUCCUCCAUCCCCUACAUCCCCAAAGCCUUCAAAAUACCUUCAGCGAAAGAAGCAUUUCUGAAUUAUGCAAAGCAACACCCUGAGAAGCUGUGGGUACAGAAACGAAACAGUCAUCGUGGAAUCAAAAUAAAGAAAAUCAACGAGUUAGAUUUAGCAAGUGAUGGAUCAUUUGUUCAAGAAUAUAUAGAUAAGCCCUUCCUUAUAGAUAAAAGAAAGUUUGACAUAGGUGUGUACACAGUCCUGACAUCCAUCAACCCUCUCAGAGUUUACAUAGUGGAAGGAGAGGUCCUGAUCAGGUUCUGUGCUAAUGAUUACCAUCCAUUUGAUCCUACUAAUACAAAGAAGUAUGUCGUUGAUGACAACUAUACCCCAGUUUGGGAGAUGCCGUCACUAAAGACUAUAUAUGAUGAUGGCAUGUAUACAUGUAAGGAGACACUGGACACUUACCUGGAACAAACAGGACGUAACCAUCUGAAGCUUUGGGAGGACGUAAAAGAUUCCAUCAGACAGGUGUACCUACAUAAAGAAAAACGUUUAAUUUCCUCAUCGGGUCAUUUCAUGAACAAAAGAAAUUUUUUUGAGAUGGUGCGGUUUGACUUCGUACUGGAUGAUCAGUUAAAUGUCUAUUUGAUGGAGGUCAACAUGUCCCCCAACCUAUCAUCAGGCCAUUUCUUGAGGAACAAGAGGAUUUAUGAGCAUGUGGUGUACAAUAUGCUGUCUCUAGUGGGUGUGAUUUUGUUAACACUGAGUUUUUUAUCGUGCAGUGACUUAGAUGAAAAGGAUAUGCGAGCAUCAGACAAGGAUGUGACAGUGUUCCCCAUGUGGUGCUCAGACAGAAAAUGUCAGACAGACUGUCAUUCAGAGAAGUGUUCCAUCUGCCAUCAGUGCCUCAGUAGGGAACUGAAAGAUUCCUUCAAACAUGCAUUCAUGGAGCAUAUGGGCAGGGGCAGUUGCCGUAGGAUCCUCCCACAGCCUGUGAAACAAGAAGAGGCACUUAAAUGGAGUCCAGCCACAGCAUCUCAGGAAUACCAUUCCCUCAACUCUCGCAACAAAAUAAUGUACAGCUGGUUUGUGGGCAAGUGUCGACUAGACCCAGGCUGGUGUUACUGA
Messenger RNA from Ylistrum balloti, 1575 nucleotides. RefSeq names its product probable tubulin polyglutamylase ttll-15. The transcript is spliced from 15 exons. Lineage: Eukaryota; Metazoa; Mollusca; Bivalvia; Pectinida; Pectinidae. Gene Ontology annotation, biological process: protein modification process. The record is from RefSeq and is a predicted model, not a curated record. Bases 1 to 1575 code for a protein of 524 amino acids.